Molecule: messenger RNA, 1656 nt
Organism: Pungitius pungitius (ninespine stickleback)
Lineage: Eukaryota; Metazoa; Chordata; Actinopteri; Perciformes; Gasterosteidae
Gene: dhrs7
Product: dehydrogenase/reductase (SDR family) member 7
Exons: 7
Coding region: 119-1129 (336 amino acids)
Molecular function (GO): oxidoreductase activity
Source: RefSeq, a predicted model, not a curated record
AUAUUCAGGCGGAUGUGACGUCGAUAUCCGUUUUAUUUCAGUAUUAUUGUGGCAGGAGCUUGAUAGACAGUAUGGACACUUAACUUAAACCCCAACGUGAUUCAUUUAUUUUCAAGAAAUGGAAUGCUGCAUUGCAUUUGCGCCGUGGUGUUUUAUACUACUUUAUUUACUUUUUCGCUUCCUGUUUUUUAUUUUCUCGGAUGCAGACUUCACCCUGCUGUGGGCAGGUCUGUUCGGACACAGGCCAGAGAAGAAACUGAAGGGGCUGGUGGUUUGGGUCACUGGAGCCUCCAGUGGUAUUGGAGAGGAGCUGGCCCUCCAGCUAGCAGGGUACGGAUCACGUCUCAUACUGUCUGCUCGACGGGAGGAUGAGCUGAAGAGAGUGAAACGUCGCUGUUUAGAAUGCUCCGACCUUCAGGAUGAAGAUAUUCGUGUUCUUCCACUGGAUUUGUUGGAGAGGACAUCGCAUGAGGAAAAAGCAAAAGCUGCAAUUCAAUACUUUGGACAGAUCGAUGUCCUAAUUAACAACGGGGGCCGAAGCCAGCGCUCCCUGUGCUUGGAGACCAGCAUCGAUGUGUAUCAGGCCUUGAUGGAGCUCAACUUCCUGGGUACGGUCUCCAUCACGAAGCAGGUGCUGCCUCACAUGACGUGGCGAGGCACAGGAAGCAUCGUGACUGUCAGCAGUGUAGUCGGCCUCGCCGGGGCCCCCCUGGCGACGGGAUACUCCGCCAGCAAGCAUGCUCUUCAGGGAUUCUUUAAUUCUCUCAGGACGGAGCUGACUGACUUUCCGAACAUACUCAUCAGCAUGGUGUGUCCAGGCCCUGUUCAGUCACAGAUUGUCCAAAAUGCUUUCACGGAAGAAGUGCACAAGCCUGUGCCCGCAGCUGGUGACCAGGGCCACAAGAUGCCGACCAGUCGGUGCGUGCGUUUAAUGUUGGUGGGAAUUGCCAAUGGUGUCAAGGAAAUGUGGAUUGCACAGCAGCCCUUCCUCCUGUUCUACUACGCCUGGCAGUAUGCUCCUACAUUCGCCUGGUUCAUCACAAACAUGCUGGGAAGAAAAAGGGUUCAAAAUUUCAAAGCUGGUCUGGAUGCAGACACGGCAUAUUUCACUAAGCCUAAGACUUCCUGAAUGUCACAACCUCAAGAAGAAAAGUAUUGCUGCCUUCGUCUCAAAGGAAAAACAUUUAAAAGCAGAAGCUGCUGUGAAGUGUUUGUCUGAUAAAAAUGGGUACUUUUAUUUAAUUCAUCUCGAUGUGAAGUAAAUCCUAUAUUUUACUGUUUGUUUUUGUGUUCCAUCAAACAAGCAUCUUCCAAUUAUGUGAAUUUCUGGCUAAAAGCCAACAUUCGUUACAAGAUGGAAGAUGUUUAUUGGAUGUAACAAAUCAGUGGCACUAACCUUUUGAAUGAAUAAUCACAUUUAGUUUGGAUAUAUUUUAUGCAAGUUGGUUGAGUAAAACAAAACGGCUUCUGCCUGGCUAUUUUAUUACGAGUUUACAUUGACAUAUAAAAAGCAACUAUGUACAGAAGAAUAUGGACAAAUUCAUUUAAAAAUUGUAAACAAUAUCACUAAACUACUUAACACAUCCAGCAAGACACACUCUAGGCACAUCCUUGACAUCUUAAAAGACAUAAGACCCUUUUUUGAGAUCAUCAAGU